CGGAUCAUGCGUACAGUGGGAGAACCUGCAUGUGUCGCCACGGGAACAUGAUAAUUUUAGUCUACAGAUUGUGUUGAUAAUGAUAGCAGUGGACACAGUUGUUUACUUUAUACUGGCCUGGUAUAUAGACAAUGUACAUCCAGGAUCUUAUGGUAUACCAAAGCCAUGGUAUUUUCCAUUCACAAGCUCUUACUGGUGUGGAACAUCACUUUGGGAAACAUGUUGUCUUAAACGUCUGUUAGGAAUUAAUCGUAGCAGACGUCGUUACUACCUCGUCAAUGAUGAUCCGGAAAAUGAUGAUGUCACUGUUGAUGAUGACUCAGGUAUUUCUGAUUUAAGUUUAUCUUUUGGAGUUAUUUCCCUUUCCAUUAUUUUAGGAAUUUAUAUAGAUAUUACCUAUAUUAAAAUAAAUCAAUGUUUAGUGAUAACAUGAAUGCUUUAUUGUGGAAAC
Molecule: messenger RNA, 451 nt
Organism: Ruditapes philippinarum (Manila clam)
Lineage: Eukaryota; Metazoa; Mollusca; Bivalvia; Venerida; Veneridae
Product: phospholipid-transporting ATPase ABCA1-like
Exons: 2
Coding region: 80-433 (117 amino acids)
Biological process (GO): transmembrane transport; lipid transport
Cellular component (GO): membrane; intracellular membrane-bounded organelle
Molecular function (GO): ABC-type transporter activity; lipid carrier activity
Source: RefSeq, a predicted model, not a curated record